Cryptosporidium ubiquitum is the source of this 858-nucleotide messenger RNA. RefSeq lists its product as uncharacterized. The record is from RefSeq and is a predicted model, not a curated record. NCBI's taxonomy places the organism in Eukaryota, Apicomplexa, Conoidasida, Eucoccidiorida, Cryptosporidiidae. The transcript has a single exon. Bases 1 to 858 code for a protein of 285 amino acids.
AUGAACAGUCCAGGAAAAGAGACCAAUGACUGGUACUCUCUACAAGAGAGAGCUUUAAAAUUAUCUGACCAGGCAUUCAAAAACUUGGUAGGUGAAUAUGAAGAACAAAUCAGAAACUUGAAAUAUGAGAUCAAUUCUAGAGAUAAAAAAAUUCAGGAUUUAAAAAGCAAGCUUGAUAUUACAAAUAAGCAGGUAAAUACAUUAAAGACAGAGAAAAACGAGCUUUGUAAUCUUUUAGAUGCUUUAGAGACACAAAAUAGGAGUAGAGAUAGUAAAAUAGAAGAACUUUGCCUAGAAAUCUCAGAAAUCAAAGGAGAACAUGAACUUUCACUUGCUAAAUUAGAAAGAUGUUUAAAUAAAUAUAGGGAUGUCUCUUUUAUUAAUCAGGAAUUUGAUAGAAGAAGAAAUGAUCAGUUAAAUUUAGAUAAAGACGAUAACAGAUCAUUAUUAUCAGAACAAUGUGAAAAUAUUGAAAUUAAAGAGAUACCAAAUUUAUUAGUUUCUGAAGCCAUCCAUCAUCCAAGCAACUUUAUUACAAUGAAUAAUGGAGCAUGCUUAGAGAACUGUACUGAAGAUGUCGAGGGAUUACUUUGUAGUCCCCAAAAAAUAGGAUCUGGGAACUCUCCUCGCAAUGAUAUAUCCCAAUAUUCAGUUAGUAAAAGUGGAGUUUGGAAUAGGAUUAGUCAAGUACUUCCAAAAGAUUCGUAUUUUUCACUCUUAAAUUGUGUUAGACAGUAUCAUCUCGGAUUAAUGAAUGAAGAGGAACUGCAAACUGAAAUUCAAAACGCUCUUUUAUCAAAUAAUGAAGCUGUUAGGAAUGCCUUUACAAAAGAUAUACUCCACUUAUCUUCAAAAUGA